UCAGUACUUGUGGCCGAGGAGCUUGUCUUGACAUAUAUCCAGAAAGGCAGAAUUACUAAUGGAAAGCAACGUACAGGCUACAGAUGUGGAUAUGCCACCGUGGGACCCGAGGAGGAACCCGUCAGGAAAGAUCCUCUCACUAGACAGGCAAGGGGCGAGAAAAGUGCUUGAAAUCUACGUCAGGCGCUCGUUGAGCUGCUGCGAGAACUCCCCGGCUGCUAAGAAAAGAUUUCAGGAGAGAGCUGGAGGGCAAGGGAAAAAGGCAGCCAGGCUGCAAAGGUCAGAAAGUGACUUCUGCAAGUAUUCGUGUUCCAAAAUCAGCCCGAAGAAGGAGCAGGAGGAGGGACCCAAAACAUCAGAUCUGGAAGAGGCUCUGGAUAAAAAGAGCAAAGCAUCAGCUCUGGGGAACUCCACGAAAGAGGAGUCAGAGCAGAAGCGGAAAAGCGGCAAGAAUUCCUCCCAGGGGAAAACCCAACGUGCCUGGUUCAAAAGUUUCUUAAACUUCCUCUUCAAGAAGAGCACUGAUGACCAGAAGGAAAAUGCAGGGCACAAGGCAAAGGAAAAAGAUAUCAAAGCUCCUCACAGUAUCAAAACAGAAGUAGUUAAAAGACCUGGAACAGACGUGAACACAUCCCCGCCGCUGGGCAAACCUCUGAAAAAGAGACCCAGCCUCAGGAGGGUUUUCUCGUUUAAGAAGCACACUGCCGCGGAGGAGGAGCGGGGCGAGGCAGGAGCAGAAGCGAAAGCCAGGAGACCAAACUGCCUUCCGCUGAGGCACAUCCAGAGACCGGCCUCGCCAGUUAUAGACCAGCCUGACUGCUACUACGCACAAGUCUCUGAGGAGAUAGGACUGAUAGUCCAUGGCAGUGAAAGCCAGGGGAACAGCGAGCGCGGUUUCAAAGAGCUGCAGGGACCGACUAGCACGGAUGGAGUUGAGGAAGCCAUCACAAAAAUCGUUGCCCUCCUCCAGAGUGCAGGAGAUGAGCUGGAUAAGAAGGUGAAGGAAGAUGCAAGACUAUGGAUGUUUUUCGAAGAAAUGUCCUACAGCUCCUUCAAGAACUUGGCUGAUGCCUAUGUCAGCAAGGAAAUGACAGCCAGCAGGCCCAACAUUAACCCUGAAGAAAUCCAAUUUGCCUUUGCUGUGCACCUCACUGCCAGGGUAGCAGGCAUCUGCAACCAGGCAGUGAACAGGAUCAUGGGCUUUGGCACGCGAUACCUGGAAGAUUCGUUUGCACCGUUGUCCUACAGCAAAAUUCUUCAGGACAGAGGAAAGUUCAACACAGAGAAAUGCGAGAGCCCAGACUGAAAUCGGCUGCUUCGAAGUGUGCUUCCUCAACCACGGCUGGUGCUCAUCGUGUCUGUGAACCAAAGGAUGCAGAUUUACCAGUGUGGGGAGCAAUCCCUGUAGCUGAUCUGCAUCUGCUGUAAUUUGUGACCCGUGGAUUUAAAAUCAUCUAAGGAAAACAAUGGUAAUAGACACUGCAGCACGAAAUGCUUAAAAGCUGCCUAGCAGGGGCAAUGACAUAGUCUGUAAUUCAAACAUAUCCUAAAUUUCUAGGGUUGCCCUGUAUUUGCAUUUUAGCUCUCAUCUAAUGCAUGUGUUUUACCUGACAGUUUGUUUGUGUAUGUGUAUGUGUAUUUAUAUACCCGCAUAUAUGUGUAUGUGCAAUAUAAUUUAUAUAGCUUCUGCUGUCAAGCAAAGAUCCAGUUCAGAAAGUCCACAAAAAUGAUGCUUGUGCUGCACAGAUGUGCACACGCUCCCUUCUUGAAUAUGAUGCUGUAUUAAAAGUGCCAGUAAUCCAGUUGUCACGGUUUUCAUUUAUCAUCUAUAGGGGCCCCGGGGCGGGGGGGGGGGGGUUGGCAGCCAGGGCUCAGGACCAGCUUAGUGUCCUCCCACCUGGCCUGGAGGUCCCAUAGGGAGCAGCUGACCCCUGCUGCUCCCUGACAUCUUCGUUAAUUGUGUCAUUUGGAAAGGGAUGGCAGAUGUUAUAUUUCAUGGCUUUAGCUCUUCUCCUAGCUGCGGUGAUCAGGAUGAGAUCUUGGGGGAGGUGAAAUGCCUGUAUCUAUCGCUCUCAAGCUGCUUGUGUCCUUCCGGAGCAUCCAGAGCCGGCUGCUCUUGGAGAUAGGAUGCAGGACAAGACUGACCCAAGGCUCAUGCAGACCUGCCGUCCCCACGUUACUGGCUGUUUUGGUUUUCAGUGUUUUCCUUGAGUGGCAAUGCCUGUAUAUGAGUUUGCCUGAUGCAUAUCUGUCAAGAUGUGAUGCGGCCACGCUGGGAUGGCUGUGGCAGAUGGUGUAGCCUUCUCUAUAGUCACAAUAAAACCAUUUUCGGCAGGAUGAAGCACCUGAUUUCAAGCUAUUUUAAUCCUAUAGACAGCAAAGUCUCAGGGUUACCAAAUGUCACAUUUAGGAUGGCGUUGUGGAUUGCAUACAGGCAGGAUAGAUCACCAUGAUUUUGGGCUGGAACUACUCUGCCAAGAUAAGUUUCUGUGCCAAAAGAUCUGUUGUUGUUUACAGCUUCUUCUAGUGCAUUUCUCAAAUAUGACAGUUCUGAGUGCCAGCCAGUCUUGUCUAAAGGAAAUGAGAGAUGUGUAUGGACAUUGUACUUGGAAUAAAGUUUGCCUUGCUACA
Messenger RNA from Dromaius novaehollandiae (emu), 2631 nucleotides. RefSeq lists its product as uncharacterized. The record is from RefSeq and is a predicted model, not a curated record. Gene Ontology annotation, biological process: regulation of extrinsic apoptotic signaling pathway. Lineage: Eukaryota; Metazoa; Chordata; Aves; Casuariiformes; Dromaiidae. The coding region runs from base 59 to 1306 and encodes 415 amino acids. The transcript is spliced from 6 exons.